GAUGUAAAACUGCACUUUUGCAAAAGUCCUCACGUAUUGAUGUUGUAUUUCAGAGCGGUAUAUGAUAAAUAAAAUUUGUCCACUUUGGAUUAUUAUUAGGUGCAGUUUACAGAAUCGCAGCCUCCUACAUACACUUCUGUGCCUGUCGCAUGACUGCAAACGGUUAUCUAUAGAAGCGCCACUUACGUAGGGUUAGAGUCAGCAUAUUGAGGGUUAGAGUCAGCAUAUUGACAACCCUCACCAGGCGCUAGGCGACCAUGGUACGGCGUUGCCGCAGAGUAGAAGAAGCAGACAACUAACAUUGUUUGCACUUUUCACAUAAAGGUUUAGAGCGAUGGUUGUGGGCAGUAGCAGAUGAUUUUCUUGCAAGAUAUAGAAUGCAUGCUUGCAACGUCGUUGUGAACGUUUUGCAGCUGUAUCACCAAAAAUACGCAGCUUAGGUUGACAAAGAGAGACUUUUAUGAUGGCAUCGUAGAACCAAGUAAGUAUUCCGACGAUUGUCAUUAAAGAUGUAAUAGCACAGGUAAUAUAGCUAAGAGUGUAUUACAAUCUCAUCUGGCUGUAUGUAUCCUUGAAAGUUUAAUUUGUGUGUCAAGUUAGUACUUCAAGCACGCAGCUUCUUCAACUUGCAGUGAAAGUUUACAAGUGCACAGUGAAAUAUAAGCAUGAAAUAUGAGCAAGGAUGGAGUUAACGUUUGCAAACGUCAUGCUGUCCAAGAAUGUGAAAUCCAGUAGUACUUUAGCUGCUACUGUGAUCCUAUAAUUUCUUUUUUUUUUGCUUGUGAUGUGUGAUUUUAAAGAACAGGAAAGGCAAUACAGUGAUGUUUAUUUUACAGAACAACAUAGCAUAUUGUUGCGUACCGAACUGCAAGUCGGACGGGAAAAAAAAGCUACCAGGGUAUCUUUUCAUGAGAUUCCUGCUGAGUAUGUUCUGCGGGAAGCAUGGUUCAAGGCAAUUGAUUCAGAUGAAUGGACCCCCAAAUACAGAUUCCAAUUAUUCAAGGGUGUGCAGCAAGUAUUUUAAAGGGGGGGGGGGGGGGUAGGGUAGGUAAGUAUAUCACUUCUGUUUAAGGGGGGACGUGGCAAUUGAAGAGGUCAAAUAGGUCAGAAUUUUUAUCAUUUCUUUUUUUUCACAAUCCUCGGGCCUUCAUUUACCUUGUGGUGAAAUAUAACAAAAUAUGCGAUAGACAUCGAGAAUACAGCACUUUCCUAGAGUGCAAUCAUAAAAAAUUGCGAAAAAAAAUGGAGAUUGAGCUUCAUUUUCUCAGCUAUCAUUUCUUGUACAGUUGCUUUCAGUCAUCCCGGUGCCAUUUCACAACGAAUGAUGACAACAGCAUUCCGUCUUUUGCACUAAGAUCUGAAACUUUGAUGAGCGCAACAAAGCUGUCCAUUUUUAUCUGCACCUUGAAAAAGAAUUCAUUUUCUUUUUUUUUUCUUGCAAAGGUCAUUAGUAAGACAAUAUGCAUAGGAAAGUUCAAAAAACAAUUUGGUGCUCCAUUUCGGCAUUUAAAAGAUAAUCCGCUUUAUUGCACAGAAUGGGCCUUUGUGAACAUGUUGAGGUGAAUAUCUUAGCGAACUUAUUUGUAAUUAAUUAAUUUGGGGAUCACCAUUAGAGGCUGACAAGUGUUGCAACUCGAAGACUAUAAUAGAUAGCACAAAACUGCACAAAUUUCAUCAAUUUAUUCAAGUAAAUAAAAAAGUUUUCAUUGCCACAUCUCCGCUUCUUCUAUCUUAAAAACUACUGAAUAAAGCAAAUGAAAAUUUUUAUGACGGAGGCGGAUGCAUUUUAGCUUAAGGUAUGGCACCACUUUUGAAAAGCUGCUUAAAAGAAGUUUUAUCUUUUGCGAUUUAGGGAAUCCCCAAACAUUCAAAAAUGUCCUGCAGAAAGAAGUAUGUUCUUAUUUUAUUUAGUUCAAAAGUUAUAGCCGACUUUGCCGAGCUGGUGAACGGUUACGAACCCAAAACUAAUGUGGUGUGGUAAUAGAAACUGAUAACUCAGCGAAAAUCAGCAGCGUAAUUGAAAUUUUUCUGCUACGUUUCAGUCUGAUAUGUGAAAUUUUAUUCGACAAUUUGUAAGGCUUCCUUUUUUUAAACAUUGCUUUAAACUUCCGUAAGGGGGAUGCAUGGCGCUAAAGUGUUUCUGUUGCUUACGCGCACUUUAUGCUACCGGGUUCGUCAUUUUUAUAGGCAUUAUUUUUAGUAGCAACAGUAAUAACAUAGGCUGAAUGUUUUUAUAAGAAGGCAUGGCCAAGUUCAGGGCAAAAAGGAGACAAACGAAAGUUUCUUGGCAAUCGGCACACGGUGAAUGCUCCGACCGAAGACCACGCAGACGUGAAUGUAAACUGGUCUGCCCGGAAUGCAAAAAGACGUCACUCAUAUUGGAAGAAUGCUCGCAGCACAGAAUAUCCUUUGCACAUGCUGUUUUACGUGGUGCGUGUGUAUACGUACAUUCAUUUCAAUCGUCAAAAAAGGCUGGAAGUGCUACUGAGAAUAACCUGCAUCUUGUCUAUGCAAUGCAUCAGCUGGACAAGGGAUAUUCUGGAGCGGUAAUGGUGAAAGUAAUGAACAUCCCACCGCUGCCUUGGCAUUCUGCCUACCAAAAGAUAUCUGCAAAGCUCUGUAAAGUUGCAGACUGUUGCGUCUAAGUCAAUGAAGAAUGCCACUGCUGAAGUGCGUUGUGAUGAACAAAGUACUGACUGUGGUGUGUCAGGUGAUGGCACAUGGCAAAGGGGUGGACAUUCAUUAAACGGCUGUGUGUCCUUGAUAUCCACUGAUACUGGGAAAGUUAUUGACGUAGAAGGCAUGUCAAGUAAAUGUAGGGCAUGUCAUUUGAAAAGCAAGUUGAAUCCCACAAGCGUUGAAUUCCUGGAAUGGAAGACAAAUCAUACCCAGUGCCAAGCGAACUACACCAGUAGUGCAGGUGGUAUGAAGGCAGUAGAGCUCUAUCGAUGUGGGGAGCACACUGUGGGGCCAGGCGGCCGGCAAUGCGGUAAUCGGUAAUACCAGCGGACCCCGAGGCAACCUUCUACGACUCGUGUGGGGUGCUCGUCGUGCACCCGGCGACGCAUGAGCGGUUGCUGGUACACAAUGCCAAAGUGGACAAUGUGGAGCAGUCGGCCCAGCAGCCUAACGCAACUCUGGCCGCGCAGCCCGCCUUCGCCCCGGAAUCGCUGCACUCGGUUGCGGCAGCCCUCGUCGCUGAUCCGAGCUUCACGACGGCCAUUGCGGCGGCAGUUGCGGCGUCGAACCCAACCAUGAAGGAGGUGAGCUCCUCAGCUGGAACACGCGGUCGACUCGGCUGUGGACGAGGAAGAUAUGGCUUCCGGCCCACAGACCGUGGACUUCAGCUUUCUGGACUGAGUGCAGUGAAUAAAGGUGACCGUUGGUCAUGCAAGUGUCGUGCUUUCUUAGGCUGGCUAUGGUCUUUACUUUAGGAGGGGGGAAUGUGGGGAUUGAGGUGCCUUCCCACACCUCGUCCCCCAGCUUGCGUGUGGCGCUUAGCUCUAUCUCCGGGAACCGCGGCCGCAACGGCAACAUGGCGGACAUGGCUAGUGCGCCGGACCUACUUUCCCGCGCAAGCCGUACUCCCCCCCCCCCCCCCCCCGGAUUGGACUUGCCCCACAAGAACACGUCACCAGGACACGCCCAGAUUGGCUUCCCAAGUGGCGGCCCCCGGGCACUCUCUCCACCCGAGCUCUCGUCCGCAGACCGCUUCCUCGCCGCGGCGCUGAUGCUCACAGGCUCGCAAUGAGGUGGUUACAUGAGACCUUUGUUCUCGAGACUCCUCGUUCUCGUGCUUGGCGGACCACUACCCGGUUAACCCUAGCGCAGCGGGCGCGCAUACUCGAUCGGUCUUGCGGUGAGCCUUGGCCCGUAAGCGCCGUGACUGUCGCACUGUGCUGUAUCUUGGGUGAAUAAACCCAAGUUUGUUGGCGAUCUGAAUCCGGAGCCUUCUCUGCACCGUGUCGACGAACCCUGCCAUAGCGCCUUUGUGCGUUGCAGAGUGGAGGAGCGUCAUGCCCUUUCCUGACCGUCGCUCGUAGGGCAAGCCUUGUGCAAACCCAUCUCCACAACAAGCACCCACCUUCUCCCGCGUACCCUCAUCAUAGCGUGCACAUGUUGCGGACUCAUCGGGAGCCGGCACACACGAGAGAGAGGCACUUUGCCGUCUCUCGGUUCUCGCUCGCGUCUUCCGAUGCGCGUACCCUCGCAGGAUAAGGGAAGGUAUCCGAUGGGCGAGGAGACCAUUCUCCUAGCAAAAGGUAAAAAGGCAUAAAAGAGCACCACUGGGGGAGACCGACUCUGGCGUCCCUACCUCGAACCUGCUGAAACGGAUUUGCCCGCUGCAACCCGUGAGUGACCUCGCUUGCGUGACUGCCACAUGCAACGAGGCAAGCCUAUUUAUUCCUUAUUACAGAGUGGACUUCCCUCUGCAAGUGUGCCUUAUUGCCCGAAAGCAAUAAAUGUUGAGUUGACUCGAGUGUUGCCUUAUUCGCCCGAACCCUACGUAGCUGCAAUUGCACACACUACGGGUUGGGGAAUACGACGGAACGACUGUGUGUGGCUAAAUCUGGAGCUUGCCUUCAGCCCAAGCCUCACGCAGAGCGUACCCCAACAUUGUAUGUUUGAGCGCACAGAAAGAAGUCCCCAGAGCGGAAAAGUACCUCAACAAACAAAUCUGACAUUCUAUCUAGAGAACGUUUUGUUCUUGAGGAAAUGGGCUUUCACCAACUCACCCUCUCGGACAAGCGGACCCCCGAGAUGCUAGCACUUAACGUCAUCGUAGACUCUACGUAUGUUAAGCUGAGUUGCACGAAUACGUACUUUUCGAAGUACGUAAUAAAAAGUGUAUUCAGCUACUACUGUAGCAUCUUUGCCUACGCCCGUCUGCUAAGACUCGCCCAGAAAAGCGGUGGUACGCUGACUGAGGCUGAGAUCGCUUUUGCAGAUUUCGUCGACGGGAGUUCCUCCUGCCCGAACCACUCAGCCACAUGCAUGAGAGGCACUUUGCCAUCCUCUCGGUUCUCGCUCACGUCUUCCGAUGCGCGUACCCUCGCAGGAUAAGGGAAGGUAUCCUCUCCGCUUUCGGAAAGACUUCUCUUUCCAGCGGAACGAACCUGAGGCUUAGGGUGGCUGGCCGCACCUACACAAAUGUGGACGGAAUCCCGGGCUACUUCGGUCGCAUUGGCGCGGACACCCAUUUCCCAUAUGGGGCGUACCCGUGCCUAGCAAUCUGUGCAAAGCGCAUCCUUGCAGAUGUCGCACAUACAAACACCGAUCCGGCGUUCUGGAAUCUUCCAGAAGCCAUAGCACCCACGCCAGUAGAAGGGGUUGACUUCGGUAACCCUAGCGAAAACAUGGUUGGCUAUGGGCCGGCGGUGACUCUUGGCAGAGGCCAGAAAACCUGGCUCGCAAAUUGUGGAAUACGUGCAGAUGCGUUCCCUUCCUGCAACGCUUCCAUUCCUCUAAACCCGCAACUGCUUGAAGCAGUUAGCUCAUGCCUUGAUGAAAGCAAGGCUUUCAAGUUCUCACCCGCAGCGAAGGGAGGGUUUGAAGGCAGUCAGGCGCAAACGACGUACAUUAGAGUAAAGAAGUCGUGGUUUAAAAAAUGUAGAUUUCUAUGGAGAUGGCGACUCCAACAACCACGCGGCUAUAAAGGACAUAUAUGGCACAAGUAGUGUGUGCAAAAUGGAGUGCAAUGGGCACAUACAGAAGCGUGUAGAAUGCCACCUACAAAAGUUUAAAAACAGCUGUUCGUGGACUUGGAGGCAAAGGAAAGUUAAAAGAUGUUUUAAUCAACCGGCUGCAAAACUAUUAUGGUACUGCCAUCAGAGUGAAUGUGGGAGACCUGCACACAAUGAAGCAAGCCAAUUCAACAGAUGACAUGGCAUGGUCUGUGCCCUCUUGGUACUGAGAGUUGGUGCAGGUUUAACCAAUGGAAUACACUCGGUGGUGGAUGCUACAAGCACAAGGGUGGCCUUUCGAAUCAGGUGCUCAACAAAGUGAGGCCAGUAUAUGUUGACCUUUGCACAGAGGAGCUCUUAAAGUGCCUGCACGGAAAAACCCAAAAUGCUAACGAGAGUUCCGAUAUGAUUUGGAAACAGGUUCCCAAAGACGUCCACAUGAGCCUGCCGAUCCUAUGUUUUGGUUUAUAUGAUGCUGUGUGCCACUUCAAUGAUGACGACAGAAGUACAGCAGAUAUUCUGAGGGAAGCAGGCAUCGAACUUAGCCACCACAAUCUCGUAGCAUGUUGCACCAGUGACCAGUACCAUGUUAAGGCCCAGUGUCAAUCAACGGGUGACUGGUAAAACAUCGCAACAAAAGACGGGUAGCAACAAAAGCCAAAAGAGAGCUCGUGCCAGCUAAGGAGGGCUCUAGCUAUGAACCUGGUGGAUUUUAACUUACUAGGGCGUGAUGAUCUUGUUUGUACAAGGAUUGAAAAACUUGUUUUUUUUUCGGAACUUCAUUUUUUUUAAACUUUCUUGUUGUGCAAACAGUUGUAACUUCAAAAUGAAUUAAUCUUUUUCACUGAAACUUUGCACGCCGAUUCCUUUAUUACUAGCCUUUUUUUUGUUAAUUACACAUUUUUUUGUUUUCUAUCGUAUUUUUACUAUAACUUGAUUCCCAAUAACUGGAUGGUAAAGAUCCAAGUUAGCUGCACAGUCUGGUUAGUUGGCUACCUCUGUGCCAAAAAGUUUACAAUGCCUGCACUCCAUUCGCUAGUUAUGAAUGUUCGUAUAAUAGCCAAGUUUGGGUUAUGUUUUGUCAAUAACAAAUGCCAUUAUAAUUUUUUUCACUCAUUUUUGCUUUUGAAUAUCAUAAAACGAUACUUCAUAAGGUCAAUGUGAAACGAAAUUUUAAUGGCCAGAAUUUUAAAAAAAUUUUAAUAAGGCGGUGUCCACGUUUUCUUGUGUCAAAAAAUUUUGAGGAAUUUUCACAAAUAAAUAUUAAAUUUUGGCUAGAGCUUUACGUUUCGAUGUACCUUUUCUCAGUAAUGAAUUAUAGGAUAACUGCAAACAUUGAUUGUUAUAUUCCAUAUAUGGCUGUCUUCAAACAGAACUGUCAUUUUUAGCACACAGCACAUUGAAAAAAUAACAGACGGAUCGUUAUGUUAAUAGAACGAAAUUCUGAUGUCACUGCGCCAUGAAUGUUAAAACUGCCACAUGGAGAACUUCCACCUAUUGUUAAAAAACCCGUGCUACGACGUACGUCAUUGUUGCUUCUCUUUUUGCUGCCAGUAUUUUGCUCCAUGUACUAAUUGCAUUGAAACUUUCUCUUCCUCGUCUACUUUGCGUUACUUCUUGCCAUGUUGUGGCACACACAACAUACUAAAAUAAUCCACAAAACAUGCAACACGUGGACAAAAUUGUGCAAAACACCAAAGCAGCAGCAGCAAUCAUGCAGUACAGUAUAGUAAUGCCUCCUAACGGCAAAAUUUGCAGUGUCAAGUGACAAACUAAUGAUAAAUUGGCUAGUUUUCUUAACAAGAAGAAUUAUGCGGUAAAACGCAAAAAUCCUGCAACCAAAGCAAACAACAUAGCAUGUAAACACGGCGCGUGCCUGCCAUAUUUAAUUCCCGGUGGGGGGGGGGGGGGAGGGGGAGGGGGGGUGACGUUUGGCCAACACCCUCUAGAAAAAUAUGAAGGCCUUAGUUCUUUUCCCUUUCCACUCGCGCUACGUCAGCAGAUGGGGCGGACGCAUGAGGCGGCGAGCACGUUUUGCGGUUUUGCCCGUCGCCGCGACAAGACGCAUCCGCGCGUCCGGAUCGCGCUGGUGCGCGUUGAUCGCGUGUCUCCAGAAACUCAUUCCCCGGCGCGUAUGUACAGUCGUACAUCUCUUCGCUGUUCAGUCGGACGUGUUUUCCUCGCUGUGAAAAGAAUCCCGCCGCGAUGCCGUGCAAAUGCUGUGUACCUCGAUGCCGCGGAAACUACACGGGGGACACGAAGGUGCACGUCUUCAAGUUCCCGAGAGAUCAAGCUCUAAGGGACGCUUGGAUUCGCGCUGUGCCACGGGAAAACCUCACGGUCACCGAACAUUCCAGGGCAAGUUUUUUUAUUUAGGUGUUAGUUAAUUGAAAGAAUAUAAACGUACAUGUGUAAGUGGCUCAUGAGCCGCAUGUUUGUGUGACCUGUAGCCGUCGGUUUGCUGAUUGGAGCGUAUUUUUUUUUUCUAGGUAUGUGAACUUCAUUUCGUGGACGAGGACAUUAUUCGAGACGCGACGCAUACAGAUCAAGCAACUGGCCGCGUAAUGACAGUGCCGCUAUCUCAUGUGCGCCUUCGCCCAGACGCUGUACCGUCGAAGUUCCCGAAUCAUUCGAGCUACUUGUCCAGAAAGACCGCGAGGAGGGAAGAUCCUGACUCCAAGCGCGCGCGAAUAGAGAAUGCAGCCCUUCAGAAAGCCAUCUCUGAAUCCAACGAGGCAUUUAUCAGAGCACGCGAGGAGGAUAAAGUCAACAGUGUGAGCGAACUUGCCAACCACUUAAGGAGCCAAGGGAUGAAGUUCUGGGAUGUUAUCGAAAGAAAUGAAAGGCUUCUUCUCAUUCACAUUGUCGACGAUGAAGCACCGUGGUUGAAAUACUCUGUUUGCGUGAAAGGAGAUUUGAGCGUGACACUACACGUUAUGAAAACGGCCGUAAAAAAGCUCGGUGCAAAUCUCUGCGUUCCCGAAAUCGCUAACAGUAAAAGGGGUAUGGUGGAACUCCUGGAAGGCACCGAGAAGUGGGACUGUGACCUGAUGUCCAACUCAGUCGCCGAAAUUUGCGAGGCUGUUUGUUUACUGCUUGAUCAGCUUUGCACGUCCCAAGCAGAAGAUGACGCCAACUGUAUUCAAUUUCUGAAAGAGCAAGUCACCUUGCACCUAUCGAAAAAACAGCGCAGGCGCUACUCUGCUGAUGUCAUGAUGUUUUGCUGUAUUGUUUUCACUAUAUCGCCCCAUGCAUACGCGUUCAUACGUAGCCAUGGAAGCAUCACCUUGCCGCAUCCUAUGACGAUAAGAUCAGUGUGCUCGUCUUAUGGUAUGAGUCCUCAACAAGAGCAUCAGAGUGAAACAUUCCUCAGCUACAUGACAACAAGAAUUUCUGACCUGGAAGAUGACCAGCGCUUUGUCACAGUUAUGGUUGAUGAAAUACAUAUAAAACCUUACUUUGACUACAAAGGAGGCAAUAUUACCGGCGCUGCAAUUAAUAGAAAUGAAGCUGCUAACUGUGCGCUCGUUUUCAUGGUGCGCAGCGUGACGUGUAAAUUCAAAGAAGUUGCGCACAUCGUGCCGGUGCACCGAGUAGAGGCGGAGUUCCUGCAAAAGACGCUUAAAGACGUGAUUUGUGGGCUGGAAAAGAUUGGGUACCGGGUUAUGUGCAUCGUCAGCGACAACAACUCUGUGAACAGAAAAGCGAUGUCACUUUUCGAAUCACCUCCGUGUAACAGAAUUGUGUACCAACAUCCAUCAGACCCUUCAAGGCCGCUGUUCUUCGUUAUAGACCCAGUGCACAUUCUAAAAUGCAUACGAAAUAACUGGAUCAAUCAGAAGAAUGACCAAAUUUGUUUCUACUUCCCGGAUAUCCAAGGAGACGCACCAGAAUCAGAGCGAAUGCAAACAGCGUCAUUUGCAGGACCCCUCAUGUAAUGUCCCUAACGGGACCCUUGAGGUAUAAUAAAAUAAAUAAAAAUAAAAUAAACAAUCAGGGACCUUCACAGCAAAGAGUGUGACCAGCUGUUGAAAUAUGGCUAUGGGCUGUCAAGAAAAGCCCUCUACCCUUCGAGUCUUGAAAGGCAGGACGUAAAGCUUGCUUUACAAAUCUUCAAUGACUAUUUACCAGAGGCGUUACGUGCUCUUGGAGCAAAGCACAACCUAUUCUCUUUCGAGGCCACGGCUACAUUCGUCGAGAUCAUACUCAAGUGGUGGAAAAUUGUAAACGUCAAAACUCCAUGGAAGGGAGAAAGGCUUAGAGAUCACUUCCAACAACCAGUGCUUUCCAUUGAUAACGAUCCAAAAAUUGACUUCUUGCACAUGUUUCUGAAGUGGCUGGAUGAGUGGAAGAACAAAGGUUUUGACAACGGUACUCUGACAAAGGAGACUCACGCUGCUCUCGAACACACCACCUAUGCGCUUGUUGAGCUCGCUAGGUACAGCUUCGAAGAGCUUGGAAUGUCAUAUGUCCUUUUUGGGAAGAUUCAGACAGACUGCCUUGAAGAUCGGUUUGGAAAGUAUAGGCAGCUGGCAGGUGCGCAAUAUCACAUCUCCAUCAGGCAGAUAUAUGAAGUCGAAAACAAGCUGCGCCUGCAGAGCACCUUGCCUACAGUUUCCCCUGACCAGCACUGGGAAUGUGUCCGAAAGCAAGUCGAGGCAUUGCUUCCCAGCAGCAACGUUGUUGUUACCAGCCAGGCUCUUACGAAGAUGCAGGACGUCGUCCCAGUCCUCGUCUACGUUGCAGGUUAUGCAGUAUACGGGACCCUUAAAAAGUUGAAGUGCGAGCAAUGCAGGGACUCGUUGACCGUGGACAAGAAGAUCACAGUCUCUGCCACAAACGAACAUUAUGGUCUUGUGAAGCAGCUGGACCGAGCAGGUUUAGUUUAUCCAUCAAUGUUUGCACUUAACGCAGUUGCUCAUAGCUACGUUGUAGUAGAGCAGCUCGCUACAGAGCCAGCACUGCUUAUGAUGCCUGAACAACGCCAGGUGGUAACGAAAAUGACGCUACAAUUGCUGGCUAGUGAAGAGCAGUCCGACUUCGAUACGUGUGAGAAUGGCCACACAGUUGAAUUAGUGCUUAAACACAUCCUGCGGUGCAGCACCAACAUUCUGCUAAAGAACUUUUGUAGGAAGCUGAACGACAAACUUCUCGACGCUGCCGAUAAAUCAAAAAAAAGGAAAGCCACAACUCUCGAGGCCAAAUAACUGCAUGCAUUGCUUCUAAUAUAAAGCCAGCACGAAAAGAAACUGGGCUUCGUAAAUAAAUGUUUUGCUGCUACAGUUUUCUGGCGUUCUAUUGUUUUUUAAAUACAUGCAUGCUUGUUCUUGCAGAAAAAAAAUGUUUCCGCGCAAUGCACCUGCGAGACAACCUCUCUUGAACAGCGUUCCAUAUCUUUUUUUUUCAAUCCGCCCCAUCGUGUGACGUCACGCGAAGAGAGCUAAGGCCUUCAUAUUUUUCUAGAGGGUGUUGGUUUGGCGCGACGUUUAAAUGGCUUGGAGCGCUCGUUCACAGCUUGUACAAUUUUUUGGUGCUAGAACCUAAAAGUGCAUUUAUUGGUUGGUUUACCCUACCCCCCCCCCCCUUAUGAAGGUUUUAUGAGUGGCAAAAGGCGUUGCCUCAAGUGGGGCGUAGUGUGAAUGCUCUUUCCGAACACAUGCGUCGGGAAGUGCAGCGCCCAUUUAUGGAUGUAACUGAUGCCCCCACCUACGCACACUCGCUGUUCAGACAGGCAAUGUACGGAAAAGCGGGGAACGUGACUGAUUCAACACCUGUGCAGCAGAGGUUGAAAGAGGCUACACUGAAGAAGAACCACAUGAGCAGGAAUCUUCUACUGUCAUGCAAGGGCAACAAUGCGCACUAUCAGGUACUUUUGAUAAGCUUCCCAACCGUGACCGUGACGCACCUCCAGCAAAAUGUAACAAGGAAAGCGAGAAGUAAAAUAUGUAUUUACACAACAGGCCAUAUGGCGAAAUCCACACAGGAGCAGAGGCGCGCCUUCGUCUACCUUUUGCUACGUCCUCGUGCGAGCAGUUAGAUAACGGUCCCAUGACAAUAUGGUGGCGCACCAAGAAACGCCGGCGCACGAGGGGGGGGUUCUAGUCUUUUGGCAACUGAGAGAGCAAAAAUGAUGAGAAAAGAAUGAGAACUGAAGAAAAGAAUUGACAGGCUUGAGAAAAAUGUCGACAGUUACCCCCCAAAGCAGAAUUAAAAACGUCAAAGAAGACUCCAACUUUGCCGAUACAUGUUACAUACGGUAGCAAGCCAGGCAGAAAGACAUUGGCUGUGUUCCUUUGGAAUCAGAUCACCAACUUCAGGUGUAAAAGCCCGCGUGGUCGGAAGAUGUUACGCAUCACGACAUCAUAUUAAGGAACUGAAGAAAAGAAUUGACAGGCUUGAGAAAAAUGUCGACAGUUACCCCCCAAAGCAGAAUUAAAAACGUCAAAGCAGACUCCAACUUUGCCGAUACAUGUUACAUACGGUAGCAAGCCAGGCAGAAAGACAUUGGCUGUGUUCCUUUGGGAUCAGAUCACCAACUUCAGGUGUAAAAGCCCGCGUGGUCGGAAGAUGUUACGCAUCACGACAUCAUAUUAAGGCACCUAUCCCCCCAAGGCUUACAAACAAGCCAUGAAAGAAAGGCUCCUGAAGCUACCUGGAAAGACUACCCUUCAAGAAUUCAUUCAGUGCACGAGUGGAGAAUCAGGUUUUAACCCGUACAUAAAGUUACAAUUAAAAGCAGAAAGCGAAAAACUGCCGUCACCUCAAUCAAGGCAUUGCUCCUUUAUCAUGGACGAAAUGUGCAUAAAACGAAAGCUACAAUACAACAGCAUGAUUGUUUUGUUGGCUACGUGGCCGUAGGCAAGAUGACCCAGAGAAUGAGCCCUUGCUGGCAAAUUCAUUAUGUUUUGUUACAAACCACCUGUCAACGUCGUAGAGAAUCCCAGUAUCCUACUUCUUAACUAAAGGUCUCACUGGCUCUCAAAUGUAGCAGCUGGUGCAAGCAGUUAUCAAGAAUGUCGAGGAGUCAGGCUUCAAAGUAGACUCGUGGCUAACAACCAUGAAGUCAAUGUGAAUGCCAUGAAUGAGUUGUGCGGCGGCUUUCUGACAUACAAAACUGAGCACCUGGUUGAUGCCGCAGGAUUAUUUUCCUGAGCUUCGACUGCUGCCAUAUACUAAAAAAACAUUAGGUCUCAAUUUUUGGACAGGGAGAUUGGCAUAGACCACAGAUCUCCAAUAGGGGC
Messenger RNA from Dermacentor silvarum, 12925 nucleotides. RefSeq lists its product as uncharacterized. Lineage: Eukaryota; Metazoa; Arthropoda; Arachnida; Ixodida; Ixodidae. The transcript has a single exon. Bases 8249 to 9622 code for a protein of 457 amino acids. The record is from RefSeq and is a predicted model, not a curated record.